This is a messenger RNA of Spizellomyces punctatus DAOM BR117, 1491 nucleotides long. RefSeq lists its product as uncharacterized. Bases 62 to 1258 code for a protein of 398 amino acids. The transcript has 5 exons. NCBI's taxonomy places the organism in Eukaryota, Fungi, Chytridiomycota, Chytridiomycetes, Spizellomycetales, Spizellomycetaceae. The record is from RefSeq and is a predicted model, not a curated record.
AAUAAACAAAGUCCAACGCACUGGGGAGGAUUUAAGGAAGAACAUCCUGGAAGCCGGUGGCAUGCAGACAAAAGCAAAGGUGCAACUGAAACUCGUCCUUGAUGCUGAGGCAGAUGUCGAGAUAAACAUUUGGCUGUCCUACGUCAUUCUCAAGGCUUCCUGGUCGCCAUCAUACGAUAUACGGGUCUCCACAACAGAUAAGAAACUUAGCUUAACCUACAAGGCAGAAGUACGCCAAGCUACAGGGGAGGAUUGGACCAACGUGGAAAUGUCGCUGUCAACGGCCAUGCCGACAUCAGCCGGAGACUGCCCAGAGUUUGCGAAUCCUUGGACCAUUAGUACUUUUCGGAUGCCAGUAGUGAGACCAACCGUUCGGAGUCUUAUGGCGCGGGGCUCAGCCUUUGGUGCUCCGCCGCCCAUGGCAUCAGCUCCCGCUCCGAUGGUGGGUGCUUUUGGAGGGGCACCAGGUGGUGGGUCAUUGUUCGGUUCGACUGCUGCCGGAUUCGGUGCGGCUGCAAAAGCCUCUCGGAGCGAUGAUAUGAUCGAUUAUGAAGAUCAAGAUGUCCAGACAUUAGCUGCCCCAGCGCAGAUGAUACACCAGGUGGCCCAAGCAACUUCUGGGUUGGUGUCCGCAUCCUUUCAUAUCCAAACGAAAGCCAAUAUUCCCAGCGAUAACGUCCCACAUACGGUAACUGUCGCCCUCCUCAAGUUGGUGCCUGCAUUCGAGUACGCGGCUGUUCCAAAACUUUCUCCUGCAGCCUAUCUCAAAGCGAAGCUGCGCAACACAUCGGAGUACGCAUUACUUCCGGGGCCCGCCAACAUUUUUGUUGACGGGAACUUUGUUGCGAAAUCAUCUCUCAAGAAUGUUGCACCCGAAGAGGACUUUGAGUGUUCUCUAGGCGUCGACCAUGCCAUUCGUAUCACGUACAAACCGGUGACAAAAUCUCGCCAGACCGCCGGUGUUUUCAGCAAAAACGUUACUUUGCGCCAUACUCAGCGCCUCAAUGUCAAAAAUACCAAACGUGUAGCAGCCACCUUGCGUGUUUCGGAUCAAGUACCCAUUAGCGAGGACGAAAAGAUCAAAGUCACCAUAGUAAAACCUGUGAAUGGGGAGGCCUCUAAAGAUAUGGACGUGGCUCAUAAGGAUAAAGGGCUUAUUGAAUGGACGCUCACGGAUGUGCAGCCUGCCAGCGACCUGGACCUGGAGCUUGUGUAUGAAAUUACAUAUCCGCAAGGGACAAUUGUUUCUGGAGUUUGAUGACCUUGACGCUAUCCGGGAUGCUGUUUUAUCAUGGAUACAAACGUUCACAGAUCUUCAUUAUAUACCCUUUGUGUACUGUUAGCAAAAGCCAAGAACCGUACAUCCAUGCUGCUUUGAAUGUAUAUUGUUUUAAGUUAGGAUCUUGUUUGGAGGACCUCCCCUGAUUUCUGAUUUAUGAAGAAUGUCCAAUGUCCCCGGUGGACAAUAAACUGGCGAUAUUUCGUAUGCGA